AUGGCCCUAGGCACAAACCUCCCCUUCUGGCCCGCCAUUGUCUUCGUAUACUUCGAGUCCACUUCUAUCCUAAUCGGCGUCUACCUCGCAUCAUCUACCCCCGCAGACUUCAUCUCGCGCCAACUCCCCGUGCCCCCGACUCACCCGCUCCCUCCCCACGCCCUCAUCGUCUCCGCCUCCAUCGCAAACAUGUUUCUUGUCCAGUGCAUGCUAUCCCUCCUCUUUACCGUCGUCACGCGCGAGUCCAAGUUGACAAAGUACUAUCUCGCGGCCGCGUCGGUGGGGGAUUUGGGCCACAUGUGGGCGAAUUAUCGGUACAUGGGAAGCGAGGUGUUUUGGAACUGGAGGGGGUAUAACGACAUGAUGUUUGGGAAUGUGGUGAUUAGUGCGGUGUUCUUGGUGAUGAGGGUAGGGACGUUGAGGGGGUGGUUUGGGACGAUUGGCAGGGGGUUGUAA
Messenger RNA from Parastagonospora nodorum SN15, 456 nucleotides. RefSeq lists its product as hypothetical. The record is from RefSeq and is a predicted model, not a curated record. Lineage: Eukaryota; Fungi; Ascomycota; Dothideomycetes; Pleosporales; Phaeosphaeriaceae. The transcript has 2 exons. The coding region runs from base 1 to 456 and encodes 151 amino acids.